CUCACUCCCGCGUCCCCCGUCUCAGGGAGAGCCUCCCAGCUAGACCCCAGCAGCCUCAGCACACAUCGCACGGGGCGACAGCUUCCGGGGGCGGGGCCCGGUCUCUCUCGGCGUCCACCGCGCCUGCUCCCCGGACGAAACCCGCGGACAGGGCUUUAGGUUCGCCGGAAUCCCACGCUCCCGACUUCCGUUUCCGGGUCAGAGCCAUGGCGGUGGCAAAUUCAAGUCCUGUUAACCCCGUGGUGUUCUUUGAUGUCAGCAUUGGCGGUCAGGAAGUUGGCCGCAUGAAGAUCGAGCUCUUUGCAGACGUUGUGCCUAAGACGGCCGAGAACUUUAGGCAGUUCUGCACCGGAGAAUUCAGAAAAGAUGGGGUUCCAAUAGGAUACAAAGGAAGCACCUUCCACAGGGUCAUAAAGGAUUUCAUGAUUCAAGGUGGAGAUUUUGUUAAUGGAGAUGGUACUGGAGUCGCCAGUAUUUACCGGGGGCCAUUUGCAGAUGAAAAUUUUAAACUUAGACACUCAGCUCCAGGCCUGCUUUCCAUGGCAAAUAGUGGUCCAAGUACAAAUGGCUGUCAGUUCUUUAUCACCUGCUCUAAGUGCGAUUGGCUGGAUGGGAAGCAUGUGGUGUUUGGAAAAAUCAUCGAUGGACUUCUAGUGAUGAGAAAGAUUGAGAAUGUUCCCACAGGCCCCAACAAUAAGCCCAAGCUGCCUGUGGUGAUCUCACAGUGUGGGGAGAUGUAGUCCAAAGACUGAAUCAGUAUAGCUUGCUCGACUUCAAGGCUAUAAACCGAGAAUGUGGACUGCCCUUUCUCUUACCUCUGGGACCGAAACCUGCAAGGAAGAAGGAUUACUUUUUGUUCUGGACCUCCACAGAGAGCCAUCAGAGCCUGACAAAAAGAACAAAGGCUUUGGAGCCAAGUAGACCAGGAAGCCCCACCACUGUCUAAUUCUGUGACUUUAGUCAAGCCGUGAAACCCCUUGGGACCCUACUCCUUUGCAUAAUUAGAUAAUAUAUAAUGCAUGGAGUUGUGAAGGGCAAAUAAAUGAGACAGUAUGCUUGACCAUAAA
Molecule: messenger RNA, 1067 nt
Organism: Mandrillus leucophaeus (drill)
Lineage: Eukaryota; Metazoa; Chordata; Mammalia; Primates; Cercopithecidae
Gene: PPIH
Product: peptidylprolyl isomerase H (cyclophilin H)
Exons: 10
Coding region: 207-740 (177 amino acids)
Biological process (GO): protein peptidyl-prolyl isomerization; protein folding
Cellular component (GO): intracellular membrane-bounded organelle
Molecular function (GO): peptidyl-prolyl cis-trans isomerase activity
Source: RefSeq, a predicted model, not a curated record